This is a messenger RNA of Closterium sp. Naga37s-1, 2136 nucleotides long. NCBI's taxonomy places the organism in Eukaryota, Viridiplantae, Streptophyta, Zygnematophyceae, Desmidiales, Closteriaceae. The record is from the annotation of a GenBank genome assembly.
CUCACGGUGUGCAACCACGAGUACCACUUCCAAUGCGUCCUUGAAUGGGCCCAGCGUCGAGAGGAGUGCCCCAUGUGCUGGCGCAAGCUGGCACUGCAAGAUGAAACCUGUCAGGAGCUGCUGCUAGCGUGCUACAGGGAGAAAGAAAUCCAAGCAGCAGAGCAGCGCGCGGCAGCAGCAGCGGCAGCCGCUGCAAUUGCAGCAUCAGUGGUAUCAGUGCGGGGAGCGGCAGGUCGGGGAGUAGCAAGCCGGGGAGUGGCAGCAAGGGGGGUGGCCGUGAGGGGUCAGGCGAGGCAGGGGGCUCAGCCCAUGGGGACAGGGGGGUCGUCGUCCUCCCCCUCCUCUAUUCCGGCUCCCUCCCGCCAUCGCCAGCAGCAGCAGCGGGAGCAGAGGGAGCAGCGGCAGAGCAGCAGUCAGGUAUGUGUGAAGGUGUGGGUAGGCGUGACAUUCAAAGGGGUUGGACUUCAAGAAAAACGAGUGGCAGCAGCAGAGGGAGCAGCGGCAGAGCAGCAGUUUGUUGUGGUGGUGUGUGCAGGCGUGACAUUCAUUGGUUGGGCUUCAAGCAAGGGGAAUGGCAGUGAGGGGAGUGGCAGCAAGGGGAGUGGCAGCAGGGGGAAUGUCAGUGAGGGGAGUGGCAGUGAGGGGAGUGGCAGCAAGGGGGGUGGCCGUGAGGGGGCAGGCCACAGUCACAUCGGGCUCGCCUGCUCGCCUGUAGAUCGCUGGCUGCCCUCCUCCCUCCUCUCCUCCCUCCGCCACGCCACCUCCACCUCCUCCUCUUCCUCUCGUGGUCUCUCCGGCUCCUCCCCCCGCUCCUUCGCUCUCUCCUUCAGCCCUCACAGACACCGCUCCUCGCGCUCCGCCUCCCCUUCCUCCUCCUCUACUAUCCCCACCACCACCACUACCACCUCUUUUUCUUCCUCCUCCUCCUCUGCCUCUCUUUCAGCAGCACUCGCCGCUUCUUCCUCCCCAUCCGCCUCUGCAUCCGCCCCAUCAGCCUCAUCACCAUCCAUUGCAACUUCUCUUGCUGUCACUGCUGCUGCUGCCACACCCUCUGAUGCCACCUCUGCUGCUCUCUCUGCUGGUACCCUUGCUAAUCCUGCAUCUUCUGCUGCUGCUGCUGCUACUACCUCUGCUACUCCUACCGCCUGUCCCUUCACCUCUCCCCCUAUCCCAUGUUAUCGUGCCGACCCUUCAGUCCUCGCAGCAGAGGCAGCAUGCUCCCCGCCCAUCUUCUCCCUCUCGCCCUCCUUGCGCCCACGCCCGCCCUCCGCCCUCUCCUUCUACCCACCUGAGACCUCUUCCUCAGGAGAAAACAACAGAGGCUGCAGCCUGUCAGCAGGUGCUCUCCCCUUGGAUACCCCUCUAGGAGCUACUGUUAGCUGGAAUGGAGUGCUCCCCAUGAAUUCUUCUGGCUCUGAGACAGGAGAAACCCCUCCUCAAAACAGAAGCGGGGUCCUUUAUACAGAGCUCGGCUCUAAUCUCCACUCCUCAUCUAGCCACGGAUCAACUUCCCAAGCCUCCUCCUCUAGGUUCGGCAAUGAAGGGCAGGAAGGGCUGAAGCUGGUGCUGGCAGGUUCGGAGCAGCAAGGAACGGCUGGGGGGAGGUUUCAGGGGGCGGGGCUUGGUGCAAUCGUGACAGGAGUGGGUGUUCAAAGCGUGAGCAUGGUUACAAGUCCACCCCCUUUUAUCGGGGAAGAGGCUGCUACAGCCCCGGCUGCUACAGCCCCUGAUGUUGGUGCAGGUGGUGGCACUGCGAUUGGGAGCAUGGAUAUGGGUCCACCUCCUUUUAUUGGUGAAGAAGCUGCUACAACCGCUGCCACAGCCCCUGCUACAACCGCUGCCACAGCCCCUGCUACAACCCCUGGUGCUUCCACUGCCACUGCCACUGCUACAACCUCUGCUACGACCCCUGCUCCACCUCCUUUUGCUGUGGAAGCGCCUGUUGCGGCCCUUGCUACGGGUGCUGCUACAGCCCCUGCUGCUACAGCCCCUGCUUCUUCCAGCUCUAUGGACGAUCACGUUCCGCCUUUCCCUCGGGGCUGCCAGCCCCAUGCCAUCCUCUCCUCCCUCAAAUCCCGCCUCACUUCUAGCCUCACCCCUCGGUACGUCUCCUUCCCUCCUCCCUCCCACCUCUAA